AUGGCUACACAGACUGAGACCCUGACCACGCGCAAGGCUGUCCAGUCGGUCGACGGAGCCAUUGAGGAGGCCACAGCACAAGUCAAAGAGCGGUGCCAGAAUCUAAACUCCUACCCGAUGUGGACCGUCAACGACAAGAUAUCCAAGCUCGUGCCCAACCCGCGUGCGGUUCCGACGAAAUGGACGUGGUCAGAGAUGAGACAGCUCAUGCUCGAUACCGCCGAACUUGUACCUGAGGACAUGGCAGAGCGGCGAGCAUUGAUGAUGUGCAAUCCCGGUUUUGGCGAGGUCAAGGGACCAUCCCCUUACACCACCGACACACUCUACGCCGGUCUUCAGAUGGUGCUGCCCGGAGAGACCGCGCCGGCACAUCGACAUAUCGCCUAUGCCGUGCGCUUCAUCCAGGAGAGCCAGAAAGGCUUCACCUCAGUCGCGGGCCACAAGAUGUACCUCGAACAUGGCGACUUGGUACUGACGCCGUCAUGGCAGUGGCACUACCACGGAAAUGACGGCUCAAAGCCAACCAUCUGGGUCGACUGCCUCGACAUCCCGCUGCAAAUCUAUGGGAGAACAAAUUUCCUUGAGACGUACCCCACACCCACUGUGCCAGAUCUAGUGACCGAUGAAAGCCCAUUCCAUUUCCAAUGGGAAAAGACCCAAAAGGCUUUGGAUGCGCAAGACAGCCCUCACACCGUGUAUCACUAUCUGACCAACGGAAGCCCCUUUUCGAAGACCAUUGCCGCCCAGGCGGAACGCAUCAAGAAGGGCCAGACUGCUCGCCCACCGCGGGAGACAACCUCGUUCAUCUACGUCGUCAAGCAGGGAGAAGGGAAGACGAUCAUCGACGCCCCCACCGGUCAGCUGACCGUCGAAUGGAACGACAAGGACGUCUUCGUUGUUCCUGCUUGGUCUAAGGUGACGCACGUCACGGGCGAGCGCGGCGAUGCGUAUCUGUUCGCCCUGACGGACAAAUCGAUUACGGACAACCUUGGGUUGUCGAGGACAGAUUAUGCGAGAGACUGA
Messenger RNA from Cladophialophora psammophila CBS 110553, 1023 nucleotides. RefSeq lists its product as uncharacterized. NCBI's taxonomy places the organism in Eukaryota, Fungi, Ascomycota, Eurotiomycetes, Chaetothyriales, Herpotrichiellaceae. The coding region runs from base 1 to 1023 and encodes 340 amino acids. The transcript is spliced from 3 exons. The record is from RefSeq and is a predicted model, not a curated record. Gene Ontology annotation, molecular function: dioxygenase activity.